AUGGGAGAUGGAGGCUUUUUCAAGGGUACGAGUUUGGAGCAAGACAGCCGAUUUUCUGAUAAACAGAAAAAAUUAUUGAAGAGUAUGAAUUUUCCCUCAGAGUUCAAUUUAAAGGUUGACUUGAAAAAAGUGAACUUAAAUGUUAUUAGGCCGUGGGUCGCGCAAAAAAUCGUAGAGUUAUUGGGUGGUGAAGAUGAAGUAGUCGUCAAUUAUGUGUUUGGAUUAUUAGAAGAACCAGAUUUGGAUCCAAGGAUGAUGCAAAUUAAUCUUACCGGCUUCUUGGAAACAGACGCACCAAUUUUUGUUACAGAAUUAUGGCAAUUACUUUUAUCAGCUCAGGAAGGUGAAAAUGGUAUUCCAGCAAUUUUUCUUGAACAAAAAAUGGAACAGAUUCGUAAGAAGCAGGAAGAGGAUGAACGAAUUCUAUUAGAAAUUCGGAAAAGACGUGAAAAAGAGGAGGAGGAAAGGACAAAACUGCGAGAUGUAAGAGAAAGAGAGCGAAGGGAAGAACGUGAAAGAAAGGAACGUGAACACAGAUCGAGCCGUCACCGUAGUAGAAGUAGAGAUGAAAUUAGACGGCCUCGCAGAAGUUCACGACGGAGAUAUAGUCGCAGUAAAAGUGAAGAAGACAGGCGACGACGUUCCCACAGGAGGAGUAAUAGUAGAAGUAGGGAUCAUAGUAGGAAUCGUGGUGGAGAUCAUAGUAGGGAACAUCGAAGACAUAAAAAUAAUAGGCAUUCAAAAGAAUCUAUAGAUAGAAAUAGUCACGUAUUAUCUCCCAAAAAAAAUAAUCGUAAAGAUGUUGUAGUUACAGAUGAUGAUUUAAAGAAAAGGACUGUUGAAUUAGUAGAAGAUAAUAAUACUACUACACCAAAUUCGCCCAUUCGUAAAAAAGUAGUAGAUGGUCCAUAUUUCAAAUCCAAGUGGAACGAUGAUGAAGAUGAAGAAGAAAGCGUGGAAAGCAAAAAGAAAUCUAAUUCCGAUCUUGAACAACUCGAACAACUUCGUGCUAAAGCAUUUGAAUCGAUGAGAAAUCGCAAGUAA
This is a messenger RNA of Funneliformis mosseae, 1044 nucleotides long. The record is from the annotation of a GenBank genome assembly. Lineage: Eukaryota; Fungi; Glomeromycota; Glomeromycetes; Glomerales; Glomeraceae.